AUGUUCCGUUCAUAUAAGGACGUUUCAUUUGAAUCAAAACCGAAGGAAAAGUGCGAAUUUGAGAUAGAUGAAGGAUUUUUUUGCGAUCUAUGCACUGCAGGCCCGUUCUCCACCGAAUUAGAUGUUGAUAUUCAUCGUAGGAACGCUCAUAAAUGGGAAUUAUUGAAAAAUUUAAGAGAUGAAGACGUUCUAAUGUGUUCUAUAUGCCUCUACAUACAAAAAGACAAAGAAUCGCUAAUACAACACAUUCUGACCAACCAUCUAUGUUCUGCACCAGACGCAAAGAUAAUAAACCGAGAACUCUUUAUCUGCGACUACUGUAACCGCUUAUUUUUCAACAAGGACCUUCUUAUUAUGCACAUAUACCACUAUCAUUUACCGAAGGAAGUCAAACAGGUUUCAAAUAUACGUCACAACUGUCCGAAAUGCUUGAAAAGUAUUCCAGGGAAGUCGACAUGGUUUCAUCUGCUCUAUCAUGGUAUUUUCAACUCUAGAACCUGUCCGAUAUGUCUGACAUCGUUCAAUAGAAACACUGAUGUACUAAAUCAUUUGAAGAGUCAUAAACCGUACUUAAAGUGCAGCAUAUGUGGUUUUACAACGAUGAAGGAGCGUUUCUUUUCAAGUCACCUAGAGAAACAUAAGAAAGAUGUGUAUUUAAAUGAAAAGGAUGAUGUUUCUAAGUAUUUUACACCGCAGCAUGUGUUUCAUUCUUUACAAAACAGGCAGUCGCAUACAUUGAAAGGUGUACCGUUUGCUAACGAAGUGAGGAUCUGUGUGUUGUGUAGAACGGUGUGUCUUAGUUAUGAAGAAAUGGUUGCUCACAUAUACGGUGACCAUUGUCCUGGUGAGAAGGAGAAGAGUAAGAAGUACCAGUGUCUUUGCGGUGAAGAUUUCUUCAAUAAUGUGUUAUUGAAGCACCAUGUGUUCAAAAUGAGAAGCGGACACGCUGUUAUGGAGGCUGAAGAAGAUAAUGGCGAAAUCGGCGGACACCUGUGUACAUGUGGCCUACAGUUUCCAAACAGCUUACUGCUAAAACAUCACCUGGUGCAGGUCAACUCUAUGCACGGCGUCUGUGAUGGCACAGAAAUGGUAACAGAGCAACAAGCGUCGAGUGAAAUAGUUUUUUCUGAAUAUGAUAUAGAUCAACCGAUGGAAGUCCAAGUUGGAGAUUUAGUCAUUGGAGUAUAG
Molecule: messenger RNA, 1188 nt
Organism: Spodoptera littoralis (African cotton leafworm)
Lineage: Eukaryota; Metazoa; Arthropoda; Insecta; Lepidoptera; Noctuidae
Source: the annotation of a GenBank genome assembly